Messenger RNA from Fimicolochytrium jonesii, 798 nucleotides. RefSeq lists its product as uncharacterized. Bases 246 to 557 code for a protein of 103 amino acids. NCBI's taxonomy places the organism in Eukaryota, Fungi, Chytridiomycota, Chytridiomycetes, Spizellomycetales, Powellomycetaceae. Gene Ontology annotation, biological process: nucleosome assembly. The transcript has 3 exons. Gene Ontology annotation, cellular component: nucleosome. Gene Ontology annotation, molecular function: DNA binding; protein heterodimerization activity; structural constituent of chromatin. The record is from RefSeq and is a predicted model, not a curated record.
CUCUCGCCCUCUCUCGGCCCCACAGUCACUUAGGAGACGGGUGACUUGCUGAGCGCCAGCCCCCUUUCGCCCAGCGCAUAAAAAGAACCCUCGCUUCUUCCCUUCCACUUCCAAUCUGCUUCCUCCAAUCAGCACGUACCCAUAGCCCGCCCGCUCCCUCAGCGGCCCACCCACAGCGUCCCCCCAACUCCACAACACACUACACCACCCCUCCUCCUACACACACACACCACACACUCUUCAAGAUGACCGGACGCGGAAAGGGCGGAAAGGGUCUCGGAAAGGGCGGCGCCAAGCGUCAUCGCAAGAUCUUGAGGGAUAACAUCCAGGGUAUCACCAAGCCCGCCAUUCGUCGUCUCGCCCGUCGUGGUGGAGUCAAGCGUAUCAGCGGUCUAAUCUACGAGGAAACCCGCGGCGUCCUGAAAUCCUUCCUCGAGAAUGUCAUCCGCGACGCAGUGACCUACACCGAACACGCCAAACGCAAGACAGUCACCUCGCUCGACGUGGUCUAUGCCCUCAAGCGCCAGGGCCGUACUUUGUACGGGUUCGGUGGUUAGGCUGUGCUAAUCGUCGGACGCAUGCCUUGUUCUACUUUUUUGUUACCCACCCCCUCACUGCUCUGUGUCGAGCUUGUUGUCGUCGCUAUAGGUGGCAAUGGUGUCUGUAGAUACCACGACUAUCGCCCCCCUCGCAUAUCAUGUGGGACUCCCAUUCUUGUUUAUAGGCCCUCCCCACCUUUUUGUCUUUUGAGAAAUAAAAGCCUUCCAGUCCCUCUUUUCUCAACGACGGCGUUUAUAC